Lolium perenne is the source of this 631-nucleotide messenger RNA. RefSeq lists its product as uncharacterized. NCBI's taxonomy places the organism in Eukaryota, Viridiplantae, Streptophyta, Magnoliopsida, Poales, Poaceae. The record is from RefSeq and is a predicted model, not a curated record.
CGGCCAUCAUCAUCUUAAAAAUCGUCGUAUGUGAUGGCCUCCGGCAACCAGAGCUUGACGCGGCUUCGUCACACGCGACUCCUCGCCUUCCUCCGAGGCCAUGGCUACGACGCCGCCUUCAACGCGCUGUUGUAUCAGGCGCGCGAUGAGUUCAGCAUGGAGCACAUGAAGCUGCUCGUGACGGAGGGCCUGUGGGACGACGCCCUGCGCUACCUCGACGGCUUCCUGCCGGCCUGCGCGAGGAGCUUUGGCGCCCAGGUCUUCCGCAACUUCCUCCUGAUGCACCGCCACAUCGCCGCCGUUGUCGCCGGCGACCGGGCCGCGCUCAACGCGAUCUUGGCGGACGAGUGGAUGCGCGACGUCGUCUACGCCCGGCAGGCCACAACCUACACUAACCGGGCCGUCGACCCCGUCAUGGCCCGCUCCGUCCUCUUCCUGGACGACGUCAGGUCGUGCAUGAACUGGGAACAGGUGAGGAGCUAUGCAGCGGACACUGUCGACAGACUGGUUUGGCUGACGCCCGAGCAGAACAGGAGAAGGCUGAGGUUGCCGGCUCGCCAAGUGGUGCCGCGUGACCUACUCCCCGUUGGUCUUGGGUAACAUUACCAUCCUCCUAUCCCCACUUCCUUUU